CACAAACACACCCACCCCAUUAACCCUCUUCCAAUCCCACUGCAACAAUUUCUCCAUUGAAGAUGUCCGAUUCCACUUCCAACUCCGACUCCGAUAACGAAAACUUUGUUUUAACGAUGAUAAUUAAUAACUCCAACGACAGUGCUUUUCGUUUCACUCAUGCCAUGGCAUUCAUAUUUGGCUUGAUAUUCUUGUUUAAGACCAUAAAUUUCUUACGUUCUUGCUUUUUCAGGCCUCCAAGAAUCCCCACCAUACUCCACACACCGGUCGAUGUUCCAUCACCCUACGUGUCCGUGUCAGUGGCCGAGUCCCUAGAGUACGGUCAUUGCCACGGCCACGUAGACGGUCACAUCGACACGGGUUACGAGAAUUCCCCUAAGAUGUCAUAUUCUGAUGAAGUAAUGAAGAAAAGUAGUGUUGGAGGUGGAUGCAUCAUAUGCUUAGGGGAUUACAAAGAGAUUGAGAUGUUGAGGGUUCUUCCUGGUUGUGGCCAUGUCUUUCACCAAGCUUGUGUUGAUCCAUGGCUCAUGUUACACUCCACAUGCCCUAUAUGCCGAAAAUCAUUGCCACAUGCACCAUAGCUAGAAAUACAACAAUACCAUAGAGGUUAAACCAAAACCCUAAUUAUUUUAUGUUAUUUCUAAAAGACAGAUAUUAGAAGGCAAAUACUUUUUUAUUAAUAUUUGUUAAUAUUUUGGGUAUUAAGAUUUAGAAUUUAGUAAGAAAAAUAUUUUUAUUGAUCGAGUGUGGACCAAAAUAAUAAAUUUUGUUGGUCAUGUAACUUUGUUUAUUUUUAAAUAAUUACUAGUGUAAAACCUAGGU
Arachis stenosperma is the source of this 822-nucleotide messenger RNA. RefSeq names its product RING-H2 finger protein ATL73-like. NCBI's taxonomy places the organism in Eukaryota, Viridiplantae, Streptophyta, Magnoliopsida, Fabales, Fabaceae. The record is from RefSeq and is a predicted model, not a curated record. The coding region runs from base 63 to 581 and encodes 172 amino acids. The transcript has a single exon.